Racocetra fulgida is the source of this 796-nucleotide messenger RNA. The record is from the annotation of a GenBank genome assembly. NCBI's taxonomy places the organism in Eukaryota, Fungi, Glomeromycota, Glomeromycetes, Diversisporales, Gigasporaceae.
CAACAACUCGAAGAAAAUGACAAACUCAAUAAAACACUUGCCAUGCUAAAAAAGACCCAAUCAAGAAUUCAUGCUCUAGAUAAGGAAAAAAAGGAUAUGAGUGAGGAGAUAGAGCGUCUCCAGGAGUCAUUUCGAGUUUCUGAACAAAAUGCAACCGACAAAUUGAAAAAAUUGACGGCUGAAAAGGAAGGAUUGUUUGAUCAAUUACAACUGAAACAAGCAGAAUUCGACUCAUCACAAUCAUUGCUCGAAACAUUACAACAUGGUUCCAAGGAGAGGGAGCGUCAGUUAAAAGAAACUGAAGAGCGUUCUCAAGCAUUGGAAGAAGAAGUAACAUCAUUAAAGAAACAUCUUAAGGAAAUGAAGCGAGAGAACGAAACUUUGAAAACAAAAGUGGAAGAUUUAAAUGGAAUCACAGAGAAGUUUGAAAUUGUGACCAAGCAGUCUGAAAAUUAUAAACAAGAAAAAGAAAAAGUAGAGUUAGAAUUAACCGAAAUUAAACGUAAUUCCGAUGUUCAAAUACAAGAUAUAGUUAAACAAUUGACAGAAAAAGAGCAAGAAAAAAGCAAGCUAAUGACAGAAUAUCAAGAAAAAGAUGAACUUUUGAAAUUAGCACAGAAUGAGAACGAUUCUCUGAAAAAGCAGAUACGAGAAUUAGACGAAAAUGUGCGCGUACUUACCACAAAAAUGGCUAAUGUUGACGAGAACUCUGCCAAAUAUCGGGAGUUGGAACAUAACCUUCAACGAAAUAAAGAAGAGUAUGAAAAAUUACUCGAGGAAGCCCGUAUGCGAGAAG